Molecule: messenger RNA, 1713 nt
Organism: Colias croceus (clouded yellow)
Lineage: Eukaryota; Metazoa; Arthropoda; Insecta; Lepidoptera; Pieridae
Product: SET domain-containing protein SmydA-8-like
Exons: 3
Coding region: 90-1595 (501 amino acids)
Molecular function (GO): protein binding
Source: RefSeq, a predicted model, not a curated record
AGCGCCUAUUCCGCGUUAUCAAACCAACUAAUGUUGAUAUUCACGGCGAGUACGCAGUGCAGUGCCGGCACCGGACGAGUUGCGACAGGAUGUUGUCGAUGGAGCAAUUGUCGCUAACAGUGAAGGAGCAUCUCGAUCAGAUACAGAUAAGCAAAUUUAUAAACCAUUCCAAUAAAUGGACCAUUCGCCAGUCCGAUGUUAGCGGACGCGGUCUUUUCGCUACGGAAGAUAUAAGGGCAGGUGAAGUGCUAUUUGUGGAUCAUCCACUUGUUUACGGUCCACGAUCCGGAACUAUCAUUCAAAGAGGUUGUACUAUUUGCGGCAAAAUCGAUAGUGAUACACUUUUUCGAUGUACAAAAUGUGGUUUAGUAUUAUGUUCGCAACAGUGUUUAAGCAGUGAUGGCCAUUACGAUGACUGCAUACAGAUUUCUGCUUGGAGCAAUAAAGUCUCGACCGAAGAUGUGGACGAAAACCUUUUAUCGAGAUGUUUGGCAGCCAUAAGAACUUUGUCCUUAAAUGAAGAUAAAAAGCAACUAUUACAAUCUCUACAGUCACACACUUUACCACAACACGGAAGUGAAAUAAGAGAUUUGGUGAAGUAUUUUGACAUUUCCCCCGAAGAUGAACAAUUAAUGACACUGGCUGUUUGCAUUCUUGAUGCAAAUGCAUUUCAAAUAGCGACUCCUUAUGGCAGUAGCGAAAUGAGUAUGCGUGGCCUGUACCCUGUAUCAUCGCUAAUGAAUCAUAACUGUGUACCGAAUACGAAACACAGUUUUAAUCGUGAUUACUACAUGGUUAUCAAAUCCGUAAAAGCCAUUCCCGCUGGGACUGAACUUACUACAUGCUACUCCGGCUUGUUGUGGGGAACUCCGGCUAGACGACUGCAUUUAUUUAAAACAAAACACUUUUGGUGUAAAUGUGAGCGUUGCGCUGAUCCGACCGAGAGAGGCACAUUCUUGGGGGCUCUUAAAUGUUUUGAAUCAAGUUGCACUGGCUCUCUUCUUCCGGUGGACCCGCUCAAAGCAACAUCAGCCUGGCACUGUUUGAGUUGCGAAUUGAGAGUUCCUAAUAGUAAUAUUUGUGCCAUACAAAGUGCUCUUGGCAGUUUACUUGGAUCUUUAGACUUCGAAAACGUUGGAGAUUUAGAAAAGUUCGUUUUGAACAGGUUAUUUAAAUAUGUUCCAAAAACAAACCAAAUUGCAGUAGAUUUGCAAUGUCGUAUCAUAUGGGAAUUUGGAGAAAAGGAUGGAUUUAGGUGGCAUGAGCUAUCGGAAGCGCGGUUGUCGCUGAAAGAGAGCCUCUGCCGCAGCACGCUGCGCACGUUGGCGGCGCUUGGGCUCGGAGACGCCCACUUGCGGGGCCUGCUGCUGUACCACCUGCAUGCUUCGCUAGCGGAACGCGCCCGACGCUGCCCUGAGUUAUACGAAGACCUCAAGAUUGAAAUUGAGAGCACAAUCGAACAAGCUUAUCAUAUUCUUCAAGACGAUAUAUCCUCACCCCCAGACUUAGAACUUCGGCACCAAUAUCUUGGGCCAGGGUGUGAAAAACCUCACGAAGAACGAUUUUUAAUUCUAGAUUCAUCAAGACCGAAUUAAUAUUAUAUAUGUACCUAGAUUUUGUAAAUAUAAUUUAUAUCGUAGAUUUUUAGUCGAAAAUAGUAAAUGUACACGAACUGAAUUUUUAUAUUAAUAAAAUUCUAUUAUAUUGCAUUUA